Molecule: messenger RNA, 2878 nt
Organism: Ochotona curzoniae (black-lipped pika)
Lineage: Eukaryota; Metazoa; Chordata; Mammalia; Lagomorpha; Ochotonidae
Gene: CASTOR2
Product: cytosolic arginine sensor for mTORC1 subunit 2
Exons: 9
Coding region: 204-1196 (330 amino acids)
Biological process (GO): cellular response to L-arginine; negative regulation of TORC1 signaling
Cellular component (GO): cytosol
Source: RefSeq, a predicted model, not a curated record
UCGCUCGGCUGCUCUGCCGGCGCUGCCGCCCUCAGCCGCCACCACCGCCGCCGCCGUCCGCGGACCCCUCACAACUUGGCGGGGCCCCCCUGUUGGGUGCGGCCCGGCUCCCGGUGCCCCGGCCGGCUGCCCGCGGAGGGGGCGGGGGCCGCGGCUCGCCCCCCGCCGAUGCGCCGCCGCGGAGCGCGCAGCGCGGGCGGACGAUGGAACUCCACAUCCUGGAACACCGGCUGCAAGUUGCCAGCGUCGCCAAGGAGAGUCUGCCGCUCUUCACCUACGGCCUCAUCAAACUUGCCUUCCUGUCGUCCAAGACCAGGUGCAAGUUCUUCAGCCUGACCGAGACGCCGGAGGACUACACCAUCAUCGUGGACGAGGAGGGCUUCCUAGAGCUGCCCUCCUCCGAGCACCUGAGUGUAGCGGAUGCCACCUGGCUGGCCCUGAACGUGGUGUCUGGUGGCGGCAGCUUCUCCAGCUCCCAGCCCAUUGGUGUGACCAAGAUCGCCAAGUCGGUCAUCGCCCCGCUGGCCGACCAGAACAUCUCCGUGUUUAUGCUGUCCACCUACCAGACGGACUUCAUCCUGGUACGCGAGCGAGAUCUGCCCUUCGUCACCCACACCUUGUCAUCAGAGUUCACCAUCCUGCGGGUUGUCAAUGGCGAGACGGUAGCAGCCGAGAGCCUCAGCAUCACCAACGGCUUUGUGAAGCCCAAGAUGGUCCAGAGGCCAGUGAUCCACCCGCUGUCCAGCCCAAGCAACAGGUUCUGUGUGACCAGCCUGGACCCCGACACACUGCCCACUGUUGCCACCCUCCUCAUGGACGUCAUGUUCUACUCCAAUGGAGUGAAGGAUCCCAUGGCUGCCGCUGGUGAGGACUGCGGCCACAUCCGCUUCUUCUCCUUCUCCCUCAUCGAGGGUUACAUCUCCCUGGUGAUGGACGUGCAGACCCAGCAGAGGUUUCCUGGGAACCUGCUGUUCACCAGCGCGUCCAGGGAGCUGUGGAAGAUGGUGCGCAUUGGCGGGCAGCCGCUGGGAUUCGAUGAGUGCGGCAUCGUGGCCCAGAUCUCCGAGCCCCUGGCUGCGGCCGACAUCCCUGCCUACUACAUCAGCACCUUCAAGUUCGACCAUGCACUGGUACCGGAAGAGAACAUCAGCGGCGUCAUCAGCGCCCUGCAGGUCAGUCAGGCCGAGAAGCACUAGGAGCGUGCCGGGCCCAGCCCCCCGCCCCAAGAUCGUCCUCGCAGUAUUUCUCCACGGACUGGAAAAUCGGCCUCAGAGACUCCAAGGCAGGGGCCUCUAGGACGCUCCCCGAUUGUGACCCCUCCAGGCCUGAGGCCCAAGCCAAGGCCUCCCCCAGGCCCUCCUUCCUGCCUGCCCCAAGUCCCCAGGCCCUCCAGCCAUGAUCCCCAUCGCUCCCCCUCCAGCCUUACCCCCCGAAAAGAUAAGCUGGGCUUGGAGGGGGCGGCUGGGAAUCAGUCAUGGAUGGAAGUGGGCAGCUGGGCAGUGUCUCCUGCCGCCUGGUGGCUGAGUAGGGCUGACUGCGUGUGUGGACCCCUGGAGAACCCUGGAUGGCCUCAGUGUCCACCAGCUCAGGGCCCACUCCCUCAGACGCACACAGCGAGACUGUGGAGAGGGACCCUGUCCACGCCCUCCCCUCAGUCCCGGCCAGGAGACCCAGCAGCCUGGAGUGCCAGCCCCUGUCCUCCUGCUGUCCCCUAGAGCCUGCUCGGGCAGGCAGAGCCUCAGCUCCCUCGACAGGGGCAUCCCCAGCCUCCUAGAUCUAGACCAGCACAGGGCUCCCCCAUGGUCCUGCCCCCCUGCCCUGUCCCCCACUCCCCGGGGCCAUGCAAGGUCUCUGCCCCCAGCGCCCCUGCCUGCCUGCCCCCCUGUACCUGGGGCCGCAGUGCUCAGGAGCAUUUAACCUGGGAGGCAGCUUAACUGAGCCUUAAUAGACGAACCCGUGCUUCGCUUUAGUUUUUUAUUUAAUGUACUUGUGCCCGGGCUGCUGCCAGCAGCCGGUCGUCGCUGCUGUUUUCGGGAGAUGAAGCAGGGCGGGGCCUCAGGAGCUCCGCGUUACCUGCCCAGCACGCUGCCCAGGGACAGAUGCGAGCAGUGGCUCUCCCUUUGAGUGUGGGGGCCAGGGGCAGGGGUUUGGUGCGAGCUGAGGGGGCCGGGGGCUUCCCUCUGGGCCUCCCAAGCCAGCCUGGUUCUGUCAGACCACAAGGCCACAGAGAGCUGGGCAGCAAGUGGCAGCCCUCCAGGUUGGGGGGCUCCUGCCCAGGAGGCCCAACACCUGCUGCUUCAUUGCUAUCAGGGGCCUAGCCGAGUUGGGCUGCUGCCGGAAGCUCAGAGAGGAAGGCAGGGAGGGUUUUGCUUGUCCCGCCAGUGGUGGUCUGUGGGUCCUUCCGCCCCCUUCUCCCAGCAGGGUGGGUCAGAGACGGGAGCUCUUUAGGCUGCCUGGGGGCUGCGUGGGACCAGCCACUCCUGUUAGAAAAAACCCUUGGGUUUUGUGGAUUUUUUUUGUUUUGUGUUGUUUUGGAUGAAUUCAUUCUUUUUGCACAAAAGCUCCCAAAAUAAACCAAAUCUUGGCUGUUGUCUGCUGGUCCCACAAGGUGGCCCUGGCAGUGGCGGAAGUCCCCCCUCUGACCUCGGAAGGCCUUGCCUGUCCGUGGCUCGUCCGUCACUUUUUCGCCUCUCCUCCGUGCCAGGCGAGCAGCAGCCCCUUGUCGGCCCUCCCCUGCCCCCCACCCGCGGCGUACGUCCCUAGACCUCCUUGGGCCUGUCCGUUGUACACAUCUAUGAAUACCUGUGUUUUAUGUUGAUAGAGCUGUAUACUGUACAUAGCAUAUAUACUUGAGCAAUAUAUACGUUAAUAUAUACUG